This is a messenger RNA of Mus caroli (Ryukyu mouse), 1863 nucleotides long. RefSeq names its product MLV-related proviral Env polyprotein-like. NCBI's taxonomy places the organism in Eukaryota, Metazoa, Chordata, Mammalia, Rodentia, Muridae. The record is from RefSeq and is a predicted model, not a curated record.
AUGACGGGACAGACAGCUAACGCCACGUCCCUCCUUGGGACUCAAGUAGAUGCAUUUCCCACCCUCUCUGUAGACCUGUGUGAUCUGGUGGGUGGCAGUUGGGACCCCUCGGACCAAGAUCCAUCUGGAGACUAUGGGUGUCAAUAUGUUAACCAGAGAGGGUCCACCAGAGAAUUCGAUUUCUAUGUAUGCCCGGGCCAUAAGGUACACACAGGCUGUGGAGGCCCGGCAGAGGGCUAUUGCAGGAACUGGGGAUGUGAGACCACGGGGCAGGCCUACUGGAACCCCUCAUCCACCUGGGAUUUCAUUACUGUCAAAAGAGGCAGCACACCUGGUUUUACGUACGGGGGGGAAGGAAAAUGGAAGUGUAAAAAAACAGAAAAUAAUAGAGAUAGGUGGGUCGAUUGUGGCCCCUGCUAUGACUCUUUAAAGACCAGCCAUAUCGGAGCCACCCCUGGAGGACGAUGCAAUCCUCUAAUCAUCUCCUUCACUGAAGCAGGAAAAAAGGCCAAUUGGGAUAUCCCCAAGUCCUGGGGACUACGAUUGUACCGCACAGGACCCGACCCUGUGCUCCUGUUUUCCCUGACCCGCAUUAUCACAAACCCACAACCCCAGGUUCCCAUUGGACCUAACCCCGUGUUGGCGGACCAAAAACCGCCCUCCAGACCAGUCCCUGUGGUGCCCCCCAUACCUCCCUAUGCCAACUCCACAGGGGCCUCCGACAGCUCUGCCAGUGUCACAUCCGCCCUCACCACCGGGCAUCCACAGAGGCCUGGUACUGGGGACCGGCUACUAGAUUUAGUACAGGGAGCAUACCUAGCCCUCAACCUAACCAGCCCCGAAAGGACCCAGGAGUGUUGGCUGUGCCUAGUGUCCGGACCCCCCUAUUAUGAAGGUGUUGCUGUUUUGAGAAACUAUUCCAACUACACCACGGCACCAGCCAAUUGUUCCUCCCUGCCACAGCAUAAGCUCACCCUUCCAGAAGUGUCUGGCCAGGGACGCUGUAUAGGGAAAGUGCCCCCAUCUCAUCAGGCAUUGUGUAAUGUUACUGAAUCCAUCUCGGUGGGGUCUUACUACCUGGCGGCCCCUGCGGGCACUCUCUGGGCCUGCAACACUGGUCUCACUCCUUGUCUUUCCGCCAUUGUCCUCAACCUUACCAGUGACUACUGUGUUCUAGUGGAAGUCUGGCCAAAGGUAACGUACUACCCCUCAGAGUACAUUUACACUCAGUUUGAGCAGAAGACCAGAUUUAAAAGAGAGCCGGUCUCCUUGACCCUCGCCCUGCUCCUAGGAGGGCUCACUGUGGGGGGCAUUGCAGCUGGUAUAGGAACAGGGGCUACCGCUCUGACAGCCACUCAACAGUUCAUGCAACUACAGGCAGCCAUGCAUACGGAUCUUCAGGCCCUAGAAGAUUCUGUUACUAAUCUAGAAAAAUCCCUGACCUCACUAUCUGAGGUGGUUCUACAGAAUCGGAGAGGGUUAGAUUUGCUGUUUCUUAAAGAAGGAGGACUAUGUGCCGCCCUUAAAGAAGAAUGUUGCUUCUAUGCAGACCACACGGGUCUGGUUAGAGACAGUAUGGCCAAGCUUAGAGAAAGGUUAAAACAGAGACAGAAAAUAUUUGAUUCUCAACAAGGAUGGUUCGAGGGACUCUUUAACAGGUCACCCUGGUUUACUACUCUUAUAUCAACCAUCACGGGUCCCCUAAUAAUCCUCAUGUUGAUUCUGUUCUUCGGACCCUGCAUCCUUAACAGAUUAGUACAGCUCAUAAAAGACCGGGUAUCUGUGGUACAGGCUCUAGUUUUAACUCAACAAUACCACCAACUUAAAAAUAUAGAUCCUGAAGAAGUAGAAUCCAGUGAAUAA